This is a messenger RNA of Aspergillus tubingensis, 1011 nucleotides long. RefSeq lists its product as uncharacterized. The transcript has 5 exons. Gene Ontology annotation, molecular function: metallopeptidase activity. The coding region runs from base 1 to 1011 and encodes 336 amino acids. NCBI's taxonomy places the organism in Eukaryota, Fungi, Ascomycota, Eurotiomycetes, Eurotiales, Aspergillaceae. The record is from RefSeq and is a predicted model, not a curated record.
AUGUUUAAACGCGCUGCCACUGCAAUGGGCCUUUUCUGGGCGCUAUUGUUUUGCCAUUCCCUAGCCUUCCCAUUUGAGCCGUUUCCUACAGAUACUGAUGUUGUCCCAUCCGCCAAUGUAUCCGACCUCCUCCCGAAGCAUCUGGUCAAAAGAGCAUCACGGUAUCCCAGAGUCAAGUAUGGCCCCACCUGCAGUGCUGAGGAGCAGGCCUAUAUAGAUACUGAGUUAGAUGAGCUCCAGCCAGUGAUGAUCCGUGUCAUGCGUCAACUCCGAGAUAUCCGAGCAGUUAUUAGAGAAAAAGAACAGCCAGCCAACUGGGGAACUCGAUUCGCUGAUAAUGACCGGAUCUUAACCUCCUGGGCUUCAAUGAUGGGAAGAACUAGAUUUAAUUAUGAGGUUGAAUUGAAAGAAAAUCAAGAUAACCUGGCUUCAUGGACGAUGACUUCACGGAAUAUGCAAUUCAUGAUAAGUGUCUACAGCCGUAUCUACAACGCCUUACGGGAUAGAACGCUGGCACUUACCAUCCACUGUGGUGAUGAAUUCUAUGUCUUUGAUAAAGACGUCAGUACCAAGAACACCCGUGUAUAUCGAGAUACCAGAUCGACAGAGUUCCAGCCUUAUAUGAUAUUGCCGGAGCCCGGAAGACUAUGCCACGAGAAUGGGGGUGGCAACGGAUGGCAGAUGUGGAACAAGCUCACUGUAGAAGACGAAAUUUGCAUCUGCCCGAGGGUUUUCGACAAUGCAAAGACGUCGCAGACUCUGAGCAGUUUAGACAAUACUGUUGACAGCCUUAAAGGGCGACAUGUCGAUUAUAUCAAGAAAUUCACCGCAGCAGGCAGUUUACUACACGAGCUAUCCCAUUGCCGUGGCAUCCUUGGGGACGACCAGACCAGUCCGUUCAUCGAUGGGUAUCAACGAAACGGCGUCUGGGCCGUGUCAAAAAUUGAUCCAGCUGGGGCUCAUCGCAACGCAGGUAAUACAGUCUCCGCCCAACCACCGUUAUCUAUGUAA